AAUGCUGAAAAAUUCCAAAUUGAAAUUUACUGCAAGAUUCAGAUUGGAUGAUUUCAGAUUGAAGGACAAAGAAAUCACUUUCAACUCAUUACCAAAAUUAAAUGUUUGUGCAACCCAGAUAUUGCUAAAGGAAAGUGGAGGAAAACAUGAUGAAAAAGACAUCACAAUUCCAGAAACUGGAAGAAGAACUUCCAAAAUUUACAAACUAUCAACAAAAUCAUUACACAACAAUGUAUUAUUGGGUGUGACUUUCUACAACAAAAUGGAACUACCCUUGACUUCUGUAAGAGGCAGGACUCUCACAAUGAAAAAGAAUGAGAGUCAAAUACAUACCCUUCAGACAACAAUUGAACAAGAAAAUCCUAAGAUGAAGCAAAAAGUUGCUCAAAUUCUGAAGAAAUAUAAAGAAACUAUUGCAGAAGACAGAUUUGAUAUUGGCAAUCCAGAGGUACCACCUCUGGAAAUGACUCUUGAACCAGGUUCAACACCAUAUAGACAAAAGCCAUAUAGAAUGCCUCCUCAAAAACAAGAAGAAUGUAAACAACAAAUAGCUGAGUUGGUAAAAAGCAAAGUUAUUCAACCAAGUAAGAAAGAAGGAAGAUUAGCUGUCCUACUCAACUAUGGCAUAAAGAAAGAUAUUUCAUACCAACAAUCAAAAAUCAAGCAAGUAAUCAGUUCACUGAAACAGAAGCAGGCCAGGCGCUCCCAUCAGGACCCCAGGACCUGGGAAGAUAACCUGGAAACAACCUCCCCUGGAACCAUCCAUCUACUCCUCAACAUUGGAAGACAGUUUAGUAAUUUGGCAACCUGCUUUUACGAACUAUCUACUCUGCUAUUGAACUCUCAUAUUGUUACUUGCUUAAACUGCAGUCUAACUGCCUGUGUAGAUCCUGAAUUUUCUGGUUGUUUGGAAACUGCUCAACAACGCCCUAUGUCAUUUUCACAGAAAGCAAUUCCAUGUCCAUCUGGUGAAUUAGAAUUUAAUGGAAAGCAGUGUUUUACUAAGACAAAUGAAUGUAAUCCUAAUAAAAAUGAUACUCCACAGCAAUGUCCUGAUGGCUAUUUUUAUACUCCAUUUGUUAAUACCAGAGAAUGUAGUGCUCAAAUGUGUGUCCCACUUAAAGAUUCAAAGUGCCCCAUUGCAGGUGGUUGGAGUGAAUGGUCAAUCUGGUCUGACUGUGAGCCAGAAUGUGGUGGUGAUGGUAUUCAAACAAGGAGAAGAGAUUGUAACAACCCUAUUCCUGAGAAUGGUGGACCUGAAUGCCCUGGCACUCCAAUUGAUAUAAGAGAAUGUAAAUCUCCUAAUUGUACAGAACCUGCAAAUCCAGCAUUUAUGGUAUCAUUGCAAGAGACAACACAUGUUAAUGCUGAAAACAUUCAGUGGAGCUCUAUUGAUGUAAAUGAUGAUAAUCUAUAUAAUUCAGUGACAAAAGAAGUACGAAUUAAAAAGCCUGGAAUGUACUUUUUUUCUAUAACAACAAGAACUGAAAAAGGUACUUAUAUGGGAUUGGAGAAUUCUGGUGUAACAGUAGGUCUAUACAAAAGGAUAAUGUAUACUCACAGAACCACAACUAAUACAAUUUCAAGAAGUGCUUUAUAUUUCUUAAGCAGUAUACAUAGACCUUUUAUUAACCAUUAUAAAAACAAUUCCAUUCUAUUUGGAACAGAAAGAGGAAAGGAAACAGCUUGGGUUGGUUUUAGAUAUGAAACCAAUAAUUAUAUUUGUGCUGCUACUGAUAAAAUAUCUCUUGCUUCUUCAAAACCUUUAGAUAUUGUCAUUGCUCUGAGAGGUUUUACAAUGUCACCAAGCAAGCAAAUUAUAUAUUCAAGGCAAGCUGGUUUAUACUAUAUCAAUUUUGGUGGUGGAAUUAAAUAUCAUCAAAGUGAUCAUAAAAUUGAAAUUUCUACAAAUAAUUUUAUAGGAAAAUAUUCUAUAAUACAUUCCAAAAUAUACUUUGGAGGCUAUAGGCAGCCUACAUAUCACUUGUCUAGAGGAUUUUUGCACAAUAUGAAAGCACAUGAACGAUUGCAGCUUCAUGGAAGCAGACAUUAUACAAGUCCCAUGUUAGAAUCAUACAUAACGGCAUUUCAGUUGAAUGAAUCGUUGCCAGCAGUUUUUGGUUAUAACAAUCUAACACAAUGUUCUUCAACACUUAAAACAUUGACAUUUGAUACUAUAGCAAUAGACACAUCAAAUUCAUGGAAUAGAGCAGGAGUUUUUACAGCACCAAUCAAUGCAACUUAUUUUAUAGAAUUGAGCAUAGUAGCCCAUCAAGCUGAGGCUCAUAUUGAAGUAAACAAUGGGAUUGCUUUUACAUUACACAAGAAUAACAAUCAUAAUAGAUAUGCUGAGCUAGUAUCCAGAACAGGCCUUGUGAAAUUAAAAGUAGGAGACACUUGCAAAGUAAUGUAUAGAGGUUGCGUGGAAAAUACAGAUAUGUGA
Messenger RNA from Dimorphilus gyrociliatus, 2443 nucleotides. NCBI's taxonomy places the organism in Eukaryota, Metazoa, Annelida, Polychaeta, Dinophilidae. The record is from the annotation of a GenBank genome assembly.